This is a messenger RNA of Coccinella septempunctata (seven-spotted ladybird), 2621 nucleotides long. Its product is annotated as DNA-binding protein D-ETS-6-like. The record is from RefSeq and is a predicted model, not a curated record. Gene Ontology annotation, biological process: cell differentiation; regulation of transcription by RNA polymerase II. Gene Ontology annotation, cellular component: nucleus. The transcript has 5 exons. Bases 1 to 1920 code for a protein of 639 amino acids. Lineage: Eukaryota; Metazoa; Arthropoda; Insecta; Coleoptera; Coccinellidae. Gene Ontology annotation, molecular function: DNA-binding transcription factor activity, RNA polymerase II-specific; sequence-specific DNA binding.
AUGAGUAGCGGCACCGAAGAGAUCCAACACCUCACCGGCCGCGGGUUUUACCCAGCUCUCGAUUCCGAAGAACGCCUAUCCGGAGAUCAUACACCGAAAUCAUUUUUUCCAAGAAAUUACUCAAUGAAUCAGCUCGCCCGUCGCCCGCCGACGGCCACCGGUGCAUCUAGCGUUGGCGCCACUGUCGUCGACAGUCCGGACGCGACCGUUUUCAAAAUAGGCCCCCGCUGCGGUCCCCGUCUCGAAAAUAGCGACGGGGAAAAUUCGAAAAACUCUCGGCUGCUCCAACAUCUGCUGGAUUCGAGAAAAUCGGAUGUAACGUUUCUCGGGAAACGGACACGUGAUUCAUCCGGCACUUCGACAUUCGCGGUGACUCAACGCUUGGAGGAGAUUUUUUGCGAUCGUUCCUACUUCGAUAAAAUUGGUUUUAGUUCGCAGGAACGCGCCGAAACGGUCCAGUUCGCGUCGGUACCCAUCGUCAUCUGCACGCAGAAAAAUGGAAUUAUGGAAAAUGAAAAACGGGGCAACGUUAGAAAAAACAGCGCGACGGAAAGUGAUGUGCCUAUCGACGAUGCGAAGACUUCCCAAAAGCCCAGGAAGUUCAACACUAGCGGAGGUACCUGUUACGAGGUUUCCACGGCGAAAAAGGAAAAUCCGGCCGAUUUUCUCGAUCUAUCCCCGUUCUCAAAACGAUUCGCCCGGAGCGUCAGCGACAACUCAUCGUCUGUGGAAGAAUACACGUGCUCUCCACGUAGCACUGAAAGUGCACUCCAUGACUCUUUUGCCGAUUUGUCCCGCGAAUUGCUGGCUAGAGAAUCGAUGGACGUCAUCCUCAAAGAGGCGGAAUUGUGUCUCAAUAUCAAAUCACCAUCGGUUUCAAGCCAGGAGAGCGAUUCCUUCAGUGAACAUGGUGCUAGUGCUAAUUUUCAAAGUAUUUCAAGUGCCGGACCAUCUAAGUGCUCUUCGUCAGAAUCGAAAACAAAUUUGCCGACGGAAGACGACAAAUGUGAUAAUUCGGACGUGACUGCUACUGUUAACGUGGAUUCUGAUGCUGAAGGAACUGAUGUUGAAGUACCAUCGGAUCCGCUGGAGUGGUCUUCCGUUCACAUCGCAUCUUGGUUGGCCUGGUGUUCCCGGAAAUUCGGCCUGGCUCCCAAGCCGGAUCCAUGCCGGUUUCCAGGAUCCGGACAGGAACUCUGCGACUUGACGAUGCAGGACUUUGAAAACAACGCAGGUAGCGAGAGAAGCGGAAAAAUUCUUGCGAAGCACAUCGCUCACCUGAGGCAUAGUAUUUCUGGUAGAGCUAGCAGUCCUCUCAAUGUUGAAUGCAAGGUCUUUGAGGACUCUGAAGACGAAGAAGAAAAAGAUCCAUACCAUAUCCUGAACUCGGCCUCGUCCCGAUUGGUCGCCCAGGGCUCAGGACAGAUACAGCUGUGGCAGUUCUUGCUCGAGCUGCUCGGCGAUUCGUCGAACGCCGCUUGCAUCGCCUGGGAGGGCACCAAUGGCGAAUUCAAGCUCACCGAUCCGGACGAGGUGGCCAGGAGGUGGGGAGAGCGGAAGUCGAAGCCGAACAUGAAUUACGACAAGCUGAGCAGGGCGCUGAGGUACUACUAUGACAAGAAUAUAAUGUCAAAGGUCCACGGCAAACGUUACGCCUACAAAUUCGACUUUCACGGUCUCAUGGCAGCCUGCCAGACUCAGGGACAAGGCCAAACGGACGUCAUGCCAACGUAUCACAAGUACCAGCAGCACCAGAACGACCUGGGAGCGGCCCUGUACCCGUCAGCACCUCCAGCGCCCCCCAAACUUCCAAGCAUUCUCCCACCCACCACGCAGCACUCCCAGAGUGGAUUCUUCUCUCCCCCUAGCUACUGGCCAUACUCUCACGGAAGUUUCGACCCCAGGGGUCCGUUCACAUAAUCCGGACCUGGAUUCGGACAUCGGCACAAAAUGUUACAGUUUCCUACAACUGGUUCCACCGCGUAUCAUAUUCAACAAAACAGUAGCGAGAAUAAUAUGCUUUAUAUCGUGGAAAACUCGAGAUUUUCGCAGGGAUAUUCGAUGGACCAGUUGUAUGGAAGUCUCGGAAAACCUGAUGCAGAAAAUCGAACCGAGCGUCACUUAGGUAUCUUCCUCGGCGAUUUAUUUUGUAGUGAGGGUGCUGCAGAAAAGAACUGAGUGUUGAAUUUUUACUGUUACGAACGAUAGUUUUGUUUGAAUGUCGUUUUAGGCAUUUUAUUCGAGUUAUCAGUAAUAUUGAAUCAUAAGUGUAUUUUUGAGUAAUGAAUUACUGUCCCAGUUCCUUUUGGAAAUAGCUACGUGUUCACGAAUAACUCUGAAUUGGUGUGUGGCUCUCGAAUCUUCAUUUUCGAAAAAAAAUCAGAUUCAUGUUCAUUCAAAGUAAAAGUUUUUUUAGUAUUUUAUAUUUUAUAAAUAUAUUGAAAAACAGAAAAAUAUUCAUAAAACUUUCGAAGAAAGGGUCAUGAACUACAGUAGGUAUGAAUAGGGAAUUCUCCUUCUGACGAAAAUUAUGUAUUUUUUAUGAAAUAUCUUUGAAACGUCAUAUUUUGAAAUAACCAUUUCAACUGUUUCCCAAAAAAAAAUAUUUUUAGCACUUAAAA